Molecule: messenger RNA, 948 nt
Organism: Budorcas taxicolor (takin)
Lineage: Eukaryota; Metazoa; Chordata; Mammalia; Artiodactyla; Bovidae
Product: putative olfactory receptor 5AK3
Exons: 1
Coding region: 1-948 (315 amino acids)
Biological process (GO): G protein-coupled receptor signaling pathway; sensory perception of smell
Cellular component (GO): membrane
Molecular function (GO): odorant binding; G protein-coupled receptor activity; olfactory receptor activity
Source: RefSeq, a predicted model, not a curated record
AUGACAGAAGGAAAUAGCACUGAAGUGACUGAAUUCUUUCUUCUGGGAUUUGGUGCACAAUAUAAGUUUCAGUAUUUCCUCUUCACUGUAUUUCUGGUCAUCUAUGUGACUUCCAUGGUGGGUAAUAUUGGAAUGAUCCUACUCGUCAAGACAGAUUUCAGACUCAAAACACCGAUGUACUUCUUCCUACAACAUUUAGCUUUUGUUGAUAUCUGUUAUACCUCCACUAUCACUCCCAAGAUGCUGCAAAACUUCAUAGUAGGAAGCAAAUUAAUAUCAUUCAAGGGCUGUGUCAUGCAGUUAUUGAUUUAUGCAACAUUUGCAACCAGUGACUGCUACCUCCUUGCUACUAUGGCGGUGGACCGGUAUGUGGCCAUCUGUAAUCCGCUUCACUAUCCCAUAGUCAUGUCCCGAAGAGUCUGCAUCCCGUUGGUAGCUGGUUCAUACAUCAUGGGCUUCAUAAAUGCAUCUGUGCACACAGGUUUUACAUUUUCACUGGUCUUUUGCAAGGGUAAUACUAUCAAUCACUUUUUCUGCGAUGUCCCUCCAAUUCUUGCCCUUUCAUGCUCCAGCAUUGACAUCAACGUCAUGCUACUUGCUGUCUUUGUGGGAUUUAAUUUAAUAUUUACUGAGUUGGUUAUCAUCUUUUCCUAUGGAAAUGUCAUCACUACCAUCCUGAAGAUGUCUUCUACUACAGGGAGGAAAAAAGCCUUCUCCACCUGUGCCUCCCACCUGGCUGCAGUCACCAUUUUCUAUGGAACCCUCUCUUACAUGUACUUACAACCUCAUUCUAAUAAUUCCCAGGAGAAUAUGAAAGUGGCCUCCAUGUUUUAUGGCAUUGUGAUUCCCAUGUUGAACCCCCUGAUCUACAGUUUGAGAAAUAAGGAGGUUAAAGAAGCUCUAAAAGUCAUAUGGAAAAAAAUUCUUCUAGGUUGGACCAAAUUGUAA